AUGCAGCUUAACGAUAGCGCGACGCUCAAACCCGCUGAGUCGGCCCUGUUAAGCCGCCGGCGCCGUCGCAAGUCUCUCCCUUCACGGGGCCAGGGAGGAGGCACCUCGGCCGAUCCAACCUCCCCAGAAGUUAUCUCGUCACUGAUCUCGUCUCUUUCCACCAUUUCCGUACCCCUGAACUCUCAUUUCGACAGCGUACCCCGAAUUGACUCCAAAGACUCCUCCGAUCCUGGCUUGCCCGAGGUGCCACAUACGGCGCCGUGUUUCACAAUCCCCCCUUCCCAGCAGAAUGGUGGUGGAUUUGGAAUGAGCUUUGGCACCCAUCUUGAGGAACCAGAACCCCCUCAUAACCCAUUCUUGCAUCCGGAUGAUGCCGCGCUGUCACCCGUCAUUCGCAUGGCCAGAGCGCCGCCCUCGCCCAAAUCCCCCAAAUCGCCUCGAUUCAAGCCUUUCAGUAAACAAUCCGAUUCAUCUACCCGACCCGCUUCGAGGGACUCCUGGUCAUCGGUGAGAGUCCCGGAAGAAGGCCCGGUGUUUGGCACAAUUAGUACCGAGCCCGGUCCCCGCCUCUCAACCGCGGUUAGCGUCGCCUCUAAUAGCUCGGCGGGUCGGACCAAGAGUUUGAAGGGUACCUUUGGUUUGCUUAGGAAAUCAUCAUCGCGGGAUUUAUCUGGCGACAAGGACACCCCGCUUGAACGUUUGCGAAAGACGAGCAGUCUCAACGACAGUUUGCGACACAUGCCCCGCAGUCGCGCCAGUCUGCGCUCCAUGCAUUCCAUGGCAGAUGUGGCCGAGGAGGCCGGGCCUAAGGACCCCAAUGAUGGCUUUUUAGCGAGCACACCCCCCGCCCAAGAGAACCAGUCGGUCCAGAACACACCGGACAAUAACAACCCUGGGGGGAUAGGAAGCGGUAGAAUUAUCCCCACACGUGACUCUUCCCUUCGACACCGACAUAGUCAGAGCCAAUCAUCAGGAAAACGAAGAUCUGCUCGUCAUAGUCGAUACCCCUCUACCGCCAGCAAAGAAUCAACGGCAGAUAAUGGACUACCAGGCACCAGUAAUGAUGCCGAACAAGUGACAAGGAGGAUUCAGGAGUUGAAAGACCAGCAACAGAGGAUCAAGACAGAGCUGGAAGUAGAUGACACCCCGGGGAAAUCCUCAAAAACCACUCCGGCGAAGACAUCUAAACCCACACGCAGCACGAGUCAAGUGGAUCAACACCGGGCUGCGAAUGGGUCACCGAAGGUUGAACAGUCUGUUUUGAAUGACAGCGCUCCUUCCCCUUCUAUCAUGACUGGCAAAAGUCGAACAGGAAAAACUGGAGUUCCUCUGGCAUCGAAGCCUACCAACUUUGCUCCUCAGAUGUCUAAAUCAUCGUCUGAUAGACUCGAAUAUGAAAAAUCACGAUACAGGACAUCUCUAGAGCCCGUCUCACCAACUCCGGGCCACCGUCGAACUCCGUCGGGUCCAAGCAUUACUGGCCGCACCUCCACCCACGAACGACCAUCCAGUGCCGACUCAAUUGAUCUGGCGGUCGAAGAUUACACGUUUUCUCCUAAACUGACCCAAAAAGUAAUCCAUCCUACCUCGGGUCGUACUAUCGCAUUCUCAGAGGUAGGCGACCCCAAGGGUCAUGUUGUUCUAUGUUGUCUCGGAAUGGGUCUCACCCGCUAUCUUCCGGCAUUUUACGAUGAAUUGGCUCGAACUCUCAACCUGAGACUGGUCACUCUAGACCGCCCUGGUGUUGGUGAGAGUGGACCACACCAACUUGAUGAACCGAGCAACCCUCUCAGCUGGCCUGAUGAUGUUGCUAUUGUUUGUAACUUUUUACGCGUGACUAAAUUCUCCAUUCUGGCUCACUCCGCCGGAGCAAUUUAUGCCCUGGCCACCGCACUUCGAAUCCCACAGCAUAUUCGUGGACGCAUCCAUCUCCUGGCCCCCUGGAUUCCUCCAUCUCAACUCUCCACCCUCGGCUCCCAAAAGGAACCGGCCCCUACUAAUGCAGUCCCUUACUCGCAACGCAUCCUCCGCGCUCUGCCAACAUCUCUUCUCAAAGUGGCCAACACCAAAUUCAUGAGUGCUACUAGUGCAAGCGUCACGACCAGUCUUCCCAAAUCCCCCAAGCGCGCCAAACGCAAGGCUGCUAAAGAAGCACCCAUAGCCGAUACCGCUUCUCUUGCGCAAGAUAUAGCUGAGGCCCAGUCUCAAAAAGAGAACUCUGCGCAAUUGAGUGGUGUGAAGCCCUCUAAUGUUUCUCAUGCCUCAUACAGAAAGAGUGACGCAACUCUUGGAUCUCGUGCGAAGUCCCCCGAGGAGGAGCGCGAGCGGCAGCAAGACUACGAUACUCGCCUCACGCACAAGAUCUGGGAACUUGCCACUGCCAACGCCAAUCCGGCUGUUGAUCUUUUGAUUUGUCUAGAGCGCCGCCAAACCAUCGGCUUCCGUUACGUUGAUAUCACCAGAUCGGUGGUGAUCCAUCACGGCAGCAAGGAUACCCGUGUACCCGUGGAGAAUGUCAACUGGUUGGGCAAGACCAUGCGUCGCUGUGAAGUACGAAUUCUUGAAGGCGAGGGUCACGGUCUUAUGGCCUCAGCCGGCGUGAUGGGCAGUGUCCUGACGGAGAUUGCCAAAGAGUGGGAAGACUGGACGACUAUUGUCCAGGGCAAGCGUCGAGCAACCGCUCAUGCUCCCCGACCCGGGCUUUCCCUCCAUACCUGA
Molecule: messenger RNA, 2718 nt
Organism: Penicillium verhagenii
Lineage: Eukaryota; Fungi; Ascomycota; Eurotiomycetes; Eurotiales; Aspergillaceae
Product: alpha/beta fold hydrolase
Exons: 2
Coding region: 1-2718 (905 amino acids)
Source: RefSeq, a predicted model, not a curated record